CAAGUUCGCUGCGCUGAUAAGUGGCCAGGAAAGACCGGCAAGUGAUGCAGAGUGUAAUGCGCUUGAAAUUCCACAUGGAAACAGACUGGUUCCCAGGUCAAUGUUCUACUUCAGUGACUAUGGGCUUGUUUCGCAAAAUUUUUAUGGUUACAUCCCAAGUUCUUUUUUCUUUUUUUCAUUUAUUUGUUGAAGCGCCAAGCAAGAACAAAAAAGGAGCUCGUUAGUCUUGCCUUAGGCAGGUAUAUAAGAGGCCAGCCGCCACCUCCCCAUCACUCGAGUCACUUCUGCAGAGGCAACUUCAGCCAACCAACAAAAUGGUCACUGUUCACUCGUACCUGCUCCUGGCCUUGGUCAGCACUGCUUUUGCCGGGUUUGUAGCCGUGCCCGCAUUUCCCACAUCCACAAAAGUUUUCGUGGCACCGACAGUGGUAGCGGCUCCUGCGGUGGUGGCGGCUCCGGCCGUGGCCACUACCGUCCACCACACUCCUGCCGUUUCCAAGGCCACCCGAGUGACAAGCUACCAGACCACGAAUCCCGGCGUGCCACAUACCGUUGCCAAGGUUUCAACCUACACUCCCGCUGCGACGGCUGUUCAUACUGUCCACGCUUCCGUGCCCACAGCUGUGACCGGUGUCGUUCAUCACGUUCCCGCCUACACACACGGUUACUAUCCAACCCGCUACACCUAUAGCCACCGGUACAACUACAACCCUCUACGGUACGUCUAUGGCCUCAGCCCCUACGGACUCAAUUACGGCUACGGAUUGGAAGCCUUCGGCUACGUCGGUCACGUCAAAAAAUAGAUGAUCGGAGCUUCUGUUCACCACCUGGGACAUUAUAGGUGCCAGAAUGUGCAGCAAAAGUAGCAUCGUGCAGCACUUGUCUGGUCAAAGCGAUACGACGACCAAGGCUGAAGAAUUCCUCGCAGAAAUAAAAAAGCUACUUCUGAA
This is a messenger RNA of Dermacentor andersoni, 950 nucleotides long. The record is from RefSeq and is a predicted model, not a curated record. Lineage: Eukaryota; Metazoa; Arthropoda; Arachnida; Ixodida; Ixodidae.